AAGUACGACAACACUUCACUCCAUGUGUUUUACGAAGGAAACCUACGUACUUACGGCAAUAGUGUUUGCAGUCGAUGGUAUUUUACAUUUGAUGGUGCAGAAUGUGCAAAACCAUCGACUAUUGAAGGAAUUUUUUGGGUCGGAUCAACUCACGUAAAUAUUUAUCAUCACCGCCAUAUUGAAGGCUACUGUAACCAGGUUCCUAAAGGUCAUGUACGUGUGGGGUUCUGGAUAGGCAAGUGUUCGGGUUACAGUCUUGGAAAUGGUCACACUGGUUGGAAUUCCAUGUCUCGUAUUGUGAUUGAAGAAGUACCACCACCUCACGAGUAA
Molecule: messenger RNA, 330 nt
Organism: Paramuricea clavata
Lineage: Eukaryota; Metazoa; Cnidaria; Anthozoa; Malacalcyonacea; Plexauridae
Source: the annotation of a GenBank genome assembly